Molecule: messenger RNA, 3144 nt
Organism: Dictyostelium purpureum
Lineage: Eukaryota; Evosea; Eumycetozoa; Dictyosteliales; Dictyosteliaceae
Exons: 3
Coding region: 1-3144 (1047 amino acids)
Source: RefSeq, a predicted model, not a curated record
AUGGAUAAUAAUAGUAAUAAUAAUAACAAUUACAAUAAUAAUAACUAUGAUCAAAAAACCUCAGAAUUAUUUUAUCUAGUUUUUCAUAAUAAAUAUUUAUUUAAUAAAAUAUUUCAUUUCAUUCAUUCAGUUGAACUAAUUAAAUACAAUAGUAUAAACGAUAUUCCAGAAAAUAGAAUCAUUUUUAAAAAUAUUAAAUCGGUAAAUUUCCUAUUAAACCAAAAAUUAUAUCAUUUAUUAAAAUGCAAGUUAGAAUCUGAUGAAUAUAUCCAUGUCAAUCAUAGGUAUAAAAUUACAGAAAUGAUGAGUUAUGACAUAGAUUUAGCAAAAGAAAUAUUCAAAUUACUAUUACAAUCAACUUCACUUAGAUAUGAAAGCAAAGAAUCAUGGACAUCACGGAGCCAUAUACACCAAUUAAAUUAUUUUAGUGAGGAUUUUAUUCAAACUGCAGUUAAUGAACCAUUCUCUUUCCCAAUAUUUACAUCAACACUAAAUAUUUAUGAACGCUGUAAAGAUAUAUUCCAACGUGAUAGAGUAUUACAACUAGUUUUAAGCAAUAAAGAAUAUUAUAAUAUACAUAAUAAUAAUAAAAUCGAUAUUAUAGAUAUAGUAUUCAACACAAUAUCAAUAGAGAAUCAAAAUCAAUUAUUAGAUAUGAAAUUAUAUUUUUUGCCUGAUUAUGUUAAGCAAAAUGACAAAAACCAAAUAGAUAAUAUAAUUAAUAAUAAUAAAGAUAUCAAUAGAAUAAUAAAACUAUUAGAGUAUAUUAGAAAAAAUAUCAAAAAGGAUGACGAUGACGAUGAUGACGAUGAUGAUGAUGACGAUAAUGUCGAAAGUUUUCAAUUCAAUUAUUUUUCAAAUAAAGAAUCAAUCCAAUUAGAAAAUUUAAAACUAUUCUGCCAACUAAUUGAAUCAAUACCACCAUGUAAAUAUGAAAUUUAUUCAUUAUGGAAGGAAGUGGUUAAAAGAACAAAAACAACAAUACCAACUGAAAUAAUUACAGACUCUAUUAAAUAUAAUGACAGUUCACGUGACAAUUAUAAGAAAAAUAAAAAAUCACCGGGAAUAACAACAACAUUACUUGUAGUCAGAGAUAAACAAACAGUCGAUUUAAUUUCAGAUAUCUUGAGUUUGUAUGAACAAACAAAAAGUUUCUAUCCCGAAUGCUCUAUGUUAGAUAUUAUGGGCUCUCAUUAUAGUGAUCUACCAAAAAUAAAUAGGAACACCUUCAAAUUCAAUAGUGUUGAAUUAUUUAAAUAUACAGAUAAAAAAAUUUUUAAAUUAUUUAAUUUAAAUAUUUUCAAAGUAACACCCAUACGAACCAAGAAAGCUGUGGAAACUAAACUCAUUGACGAGACUGUUUUGGAAAUACCACUAAAAAAUGCCAUGGAAACAUUUAAUUUAAAAGAAUUAAAAUCAAUAUUCGAACUUACCAAAGAUUAUAGUUUAUCUAGACUAUACUAUUCAUACAAGAAACCAAAUCGACCACUAUCAUAUCAAGAUAUUACACAACUCACUGAAAUCAUCAAACAUUUUAUCAACAUCAAUUGUCCUCAAGGUGUUUAUUAUUGUUUAGAUCUAAUGCCAGAAGGAGAUUAUGAACACACUGAAAAAGAUAACUAUUUAACCAAUUUAUUUAAUAGUUGUGAAGUAUUAACCACCGUAUUCGCAAUUUCAAUCAAACUAUUAUCAGUACACAUCACCAAACUAUUAAUUAACAAAUAUCAUUACAAUGCAGAUGUUGAAAACAAAUUACCAAAUUAUAUCAGUAGCUUUAUAAAUGUUGAAAACCUCAAAACUAACAGAAACCGUCCUAUUCCUUUGUCUUUUUACUGUAACCAUUAUUGUAAUAUUGAUUUUCAAACACAAAGAUAUGAUAAUAUUAAUAUUGAUGAUGUAAUAUCAAUCAUUCAUUUAAUAAUUAAUAGAUCGAAACAACUACAAAAUAAAUCCCAAAAUAGAAAACGACAACGAUCAAUAUCAAAUAUCAAUUAUGAAAAUUAUAUUUUUACUCCAACACCCAAAGUCCAUAUUUAUCAAGGUGAAGCUCUUAAAAUUGUUAUCAACAUAUUAUUCAAAAUAUUAAUUCAAAGUAAAGGUGAAGUACCACUUGAAAAGAUCAAAUCAACUUAUCAAUUCAUAAACAAAUCUGGUGUAACUACAGUUCAACAAUCAACAUUAUUUUCAAUUUACUAUCUUGCAAAUAAAUCAUUAACACUCAUCAAAUAUUUUCUUGGUUUACCAAUCUUUCGCGAUGUUGGCGACCUUUUGGCCUAUAACUGGGAUGGCACUAUUUUUUACUUUAAAACUCGUAAUACAGAGGGAAAUAUAAUUUUUAAUUUAAAUGAUUAUAUAGAUCCAGAAGUAUUUUCAUUCGAAUAUAUAUUUGGUAAUAAUGGUUGUCUUUGUUGUGACAAUGGUGCAUCAUGUAUUGAUAUUAUCGAAAAACUUCAUCAAUAUAUUUUUAACAACUCAUUCACAAUCUUAAAAGAAGCACCUCCUUUCAAAACAAUCACUGGCAUUUAUAUUCAAACUAUAAAAACCUUGUUCUUCUUUCAAAGAUAUGAUUUAUUUUUAAAAUAUUUAGAGGAAUUGGAACUCAUAUACAACAAUUCAGAUGAUAUCAUAAAAAGAUAUCGUUUUAUUAUCAUCUCAAACAUUAUUCAAACUGGUGACCACACCUUAAUCUCCACAGUAUUAAAUGAAUACAGCGAAUAUUGCAUUCUUUCAACUUUAGGAAUCUGCGAUUUAUUAAUAUAUAAUGUCGAAAAUAACACCAAUAUUGGCCAAUCUUUAAUAAAAAACAAAAUUAUUAUUAAUGAAAAGGAUUUUCAUCCAGAUACAGUAUUUGCUCUUCACCAUUUAAUAUUUGACGAUAAAAGCAAAUUUAAAUUCUCAUUUAACAUCAAACCAUACCAAAUACCAUUCAAACUAUAUCAAUUCCUCCUCAACACCUAUCCAAAUAAUACUCUAUUAAAACCAUCGAAAACAAUAAUUGAUCAUGCUAUAAAUAGAGAUAAUAUUGUCUUCCUAAAACAACUCUAUCAAAAUAAUCUUAUCAAUGAUGACAUCGAUAACACCAACAAUGAAUAUAAUCAACUACUAUCCCAUUUAAAACAAAAACUAUCAGAACAUAGAAAAUAA